Messenger RNA from Hyaloscypha bicolor E, 1873 nucleotides. RefSeq lists its product as uncharacterized. The transcript is spliced from 4 exons. Gene Ontology annotation, molecular function: DNA-binding transcription factor activity, RNA polymerase II-specific; zinc ion binding. Gene Ontology annotation, biological process: regulation of DNA-templated transcription. NCBI's taxonomy places the organism in Eukaryota, Fungi, Ascomycota, Leotiomycetes, Helotiales, Hyaloscyphaceae. The coding region runs from base 70 to 1539 and encodes 489 amino acids. The record is from RefSeq and is a predicted model, not a curated record.
CGAAGGGCAACCACAAGCAGUUACAACCCUAUCGAGCUUUGAAUUCAGUGAAGCCCUACGAAACUCGUAAUGAUAGAGACUGCAGAAAUACUUGCCCAGUCAAGGUCAAAAGCAUGUGCGACCUGUAUCACGAGGAAAGCAAAGUGUGACAGGGCUCGCCCAGCCUGCUCACAAUGCAUCCAAAGUGGUUGGCAAUGCCCGGGCUAUGUGAAAACAUGGAAGAAACGGGAGAUCAAAAGCCGGAAAACUCGUCCACGUUAUGAUCAAGAAUGGCUACCAGGCCAGGAACCGAAAAAGGAACCCGUGGAAUCUCGACCCAAGGGUGUGAAGGUUGCCAUUAGGCGCAAGUCCCAGGCCCAAUCAACCUUUCCAACGCCAAUAGAUCUCUUCUCCCUAUCCGCAACGCCUUCAAAUUCUUCACUCUUGGUCCGCCUCGUUGACCACCUUGGCGAUAAGAAGCCUCAAUGGAUGACAAUUAAUAACCUUGGAAGCUUCUUCCCCUUUAUUCCCCAAAGGCUCGGUCACAGCAGAGCUCUCGAUGAUGCCGUGCAGUGUAUCUGCACCGCGUAUUCAGCAUUAAUUUGUUCCAACGGAUCAGUCAUUAGCCAAGAUCGUCGGGAGUACUACCAGGCCUUAAGGAGUCUUCGGUUAGCAUGCCAGGACAAGAAUGAAGUGUUCUCAUCUAAUGUUUUAUGUGCAGCUGUCCUACUCUCCUGGUACGAGAUAUUGGCCGACAAUCUAGACAAUUCCUGGAUAACCCACAUCGGUGGUUGCGCAACCCUCGUGCAACUCCGCGGACCAUCUCGUCAUAUAUCCGGGUUCGACCACGCCCUCUUAAAAGCAGAAGAAGGUUCAAUGACCAUCGACUCCUUCCUCAAACACCACCCCUGUUUCCUGGAUACCCCACCCUGGCGCAGCAUAGUCGAUAAACCCACCGAGCUCUCCGCCGCUCGCUCCUCAGCCGUCGGCCCCGUAAACGCUACACUUGCCCGCCUCUCCACACUCAUCAACGAACUGGAUAACCUCUCUUCACUCUCCUCACCUGCAGCCUCACAGAUAGUACUCAAAUUAUGUACGUUAAGGCAGAAUGUCAAACUUCGACUGGCGCGGAGUUUGAAGGGGAAAGAGGAGAUUUAUACCCCUAUAAUAUGCUGCAAGGAUAGUAAUUAUCUCCUUUUGAUUGAUACGACACUUCUGAAGCUCCUGGAUUCCUCGGACCUGCCAGAAACUGGAUUCCCGCUGAUCAUUGCAACAUUUCCUUUCCAAGAUCAGAAUAACACUCUCCCAAUGUUCCAGGAGUACCUGGAAGGUCAAAUAUCUAGCCACUUUGAGAUGUUUAAGGAGAAGUUGAUUUUGGCCAGUAGAGCGACGCCGUUCAGUGUGCGGAAGAUGUGUUUCUUGUGUAGGGUAAUAGGCGAGGAGCGAAGGAGGAGAGAAAGGAGGCUACAUCCUGUUUGGGUGGAGUUCGAGGGGGCUAUUCACGGGGCUAGUGAGAGGGGCUGGGUGUGGAGAGUCAAGGGGGAAGUGGUGGAGUUGUGACGUUAUGCGGACUCCUAUGAAUUGUCCCGACACGGAUGGAUAUGAGGAUGAUCAAUGUGCGCAACUAUCGACCAACAUUCUCGGUCUCUGCAUACGAGCUUCAACCACACCUCACCACACCUUCGGCCCAAAAGUUUGCCCCCUCGUCACCUUCUUCUGCACUGCAAUCUGCAAAUAAUCCAACGUUCCGGCAGGUGCGCUAUUUCCCCACUAGUCCCGGAACCCCGUGCCUGUCAGAUUCAGCGCAGCAAUAAUAACAAUCGUUGCAAUUGCCAACCCGACAUCCAACCCGGCACUCGUGAUAUAAUUAAACCGCAUCCACUAGCCCCUAUAC